Belonocnema kinseyi is the source of this 759-nucleotide messenger RNA. Its product is annotated as trypsin-2-like. The coding region runs from base 1 to 759 and encodes 252 amino acids. Gene Ontology annotation, molecular function: serine-type endopeptidase activity. NCBI's taxonomy places the organism in Eukaryota, Metazoa, Arthropoda, Insecta, Hymenoptera, Cynipidae. The transcript has 2 exons. The record is from RefSeq and is a predicted model, not a curated record. Gene Ontology annotation, biological process: proteolysis.
AUGUUCAGGAAUUUUGCAAUCGUCGGCAUUUUAGCUCUUGCCACUGCCAGUCCAACUCGUAACCUAGAUGGAAAGAUAGUCGGUGGUUAUGACAUCAAUAUUGAGGAAGUUCCCUACCAAGUUAGUCUCCGAAGUUACGAGUCUCAUAAUUGUGGAGGCAGCAUCAUCAGUGACAGACAUAUCCUUACAGCAGGACAUUGUGUUGGAGGAUCUCCUCAUCCAUAUUCAGUCAGAGUAGGUUCUACCCAACGACAGUCCGGUGGAAGCAUCCACCAGGCUGUAAAAGUAAUCUCGCACAACUUCACAAUUACGGCCGAAGGAGUGCCAAUCAAUGAUCUUGCUAUCCUUGAAGUCAGCCCACCUUUUGAAUUCAAUGAAAAAUGUGCACCAAUCCCUCUCUACGAUCUGAAGGAAAAGAUCAAACCGGAAACCAUUGCUUUGAUCAGUGGAUGGGGAAGGACAUCCACUGGCGGACUCCCUUCUCAUCUUCAAGCAGUCAAAGUUCCAAUAAUUAGCAAAGAAGAUUGCAAUGAAGCCUAUGACUUUUUGGCUUCCAUUCCUGAAGGGGAAAUUUGUGCUGCUUAUCCAAGUGGUGGUAAGGAUUCAUGUCAGGGUGAUUCAGGUGGUCCUCUUUCUGUUGAUGGAAGAUUAGCUGGUAUUGUCUCAUGGGGAAUAGGCUGUGGUGUUAAAGGAAAUCCCGGUGUUUACACUUCGGUUGCUUACUACGCAGAUUGGAUCCAGGAAAAAAUAUCCGCGUGA